GCAAGCGCGGUCCCCCUUCCUCCGCGAUCAGCGGACCGACACAGUAAAGCUGAACCUUGCGGCUGCGCGAGGGCGGGAGCCGUGCGGAAGUGACGGCCGAGACACGCAAACUGCGAGAGGGGAGCGCGCGCAGAGGGGCGGGGCGCGAGGAGCUAGCCCGGAGAGGGCGCCGUACCGAGCCUGCGAGGCGGCGUCUGCGCCUAGAGGGUCCCGAGCGCGCGGUGGGCCGGGGCCGGGGAGGGGUUAAGAAGCUGGACGGAGCGCGGUGCGCGUGCAAGCGAGGCGGCCCCGUGCCGAGAGGAGCCUGGGUUUGCGCAGCGGCCAGAGCCAGGACAGGCGUGUGAAGCCCGCGAGCACGUCAGAAGGCGACGGAGGCGAGCAUGGCGCCGCCUCAUCAGUCCCGGGUCCUUCGGUGCUGCAGCUGCCGCCUCUUCCAGGCGCACCAGGUGAAAAAGAGUCUCAAGUGGACCUGUAAGGCUUGUGGUGAGAAGCAGUCAUUCUUACGGGCUUAUGGUGAGGGCUCUGGUGCUGACUGCAGACGCCAUGUUCAAAAACUAAAUCUGCUGCAGGGACAGGUUUCUGAGCUGUCACUCAGGGGUCGGAGCCAGAGCACAGCAGAGCCUCCCCAUAGCCCAGCUGCCCAGGGCCCCCUGGAGUCACAGGAUGACUCGGACUCGGGCCUGAGGGGAGCAGCGCAGCUAUGGAGCCCCGACCACCCCUGGAGGCCAACAGCCCCGCCUUCUAAAUGGGCUCGGUUUCUCCUGCCACCUGCACACACCCCACAGGACACAGAGCCACCGGCAUCAGCACAGAGCGGGCCCAGGCCAGCCAGUCCAGCGCAGGCCAUCCCUGGGGAAGGGGAAGGCUGCUUCAGCAGGCCUGCCGCCCCCACCCUACCUCCUCGGGCCACGCUCACACCAGGGCCAGGCCCUGAGAGGCCCUGCGGGCAGAGCCCUCGGGCCGAGGGCUGUCAGGCGGCCCCAAUCCAUGGGCUGUUCAGCCUCUUCUCAACUGGGGAGGACUUUGAGGACAGCCUGUGAGGUGAGGCCAGGUCCCCAGGACAACGCUGUCAGAGAGCUAGGACAGCAGCAGGGUUAAAGUGCGUAUGCCGUUUAAUUACAGGGGAUUCCAGAUCAGGGUGGCUGCAGAGGGAGUUUGUGUUUUAAAGCACUUAACACAUUUGGAAAUGAGAACUAGAGUGGUCAGGAUCCUAAGUGAAACCCUAAGCUGGAUUUACCCUGAUUUCCCCUCACCAGCCCCGCCGCUCCCAACAGCAAACCCGCUGGCCAGGCUGCACCUCCUGGGGAUUCAGAUGUCGGUGCUGUGCACACCGCAGCAGCAAUGAGACAGGAAAGCGGGCUCGGGACAGCGCCAGGGCACCAUCACAGUGGCGGGUGCUUGGAGUACUGGAUGGUGUCCAGGGCAGCCCCAAUGUCGUAGUUCUUGGUCUGCAGGAGGCGGGUGAGCCAGCCGCCUUCAUCAGAGAAGCCCAUGGACAGCAUCUGGGACAGUGACUCGAUCAGCCGGGGGUCAGCCUCUGCCAAAACAGGACCCGAGCCAGGAGGUGAGCACUGAGACCUGGCCUCAGACACGUACUGGCCAACCCUUCCCUGCCGGGGGACUCCGCAGUGUGUUCAGCCCUGCCAGUGCCAUGCAGCACCAGCCAGACCGUGUGUGCCCAAACAGGCAUGGCUCUGCCCUAUAAAGCUUCACUGCCAGGCACGGUGGUUGCUGUCUUCAGUGACUAAGCUACUCAGCUACUAAGUGACUCAGUGACUCAGCUACUCAGGAGGCUGCCAGUGAAGGCUGGGCCCGCCCCAUGGCCUCCCCACCCCUCCUAGCUGGCCCCAGGGAUGCGCCCAGCUCCCCACAUGCAGGUGACCUCCAGGCACCGUAGAGAACAGGCAGUGAGGCCCAAUGCUGCCUUUACACCAAGCACCUCCGCGGCGGCCCCUGAAUGUCGAGACAAGUUCUCUCCCUCACUAAAUUGCCCACUGACUCCCUGCCUCACCCUCCCAGUCACAGGUGUGUGCUGCUACGCCAGGCUGGCCUUCUCAAUUU
This is a messenger RNA of Heterocephalus glaber (naked mole-rat), 2061 nucleotides long. RefSeq names its product MRN complex interacting protein (gene Mrnip). Gene Ontology annotation, cellular component: nucleus. Gene Ontology annotation, biological process: mitotic G2 DNA damage checkpoint signaling. Gene Ontology annotation, molecular function: chromatin binding. The record is from RefSeq and is a predicted model, not a curated record. NCBI's taxonomy places the organism in Eukaryota, Metazoa, Chordata, Mammalia, Rodentia, Bathyergidae.